GUGAGCCCAGUAUUCCAGUGAGCUGGUGAUGGAACACGCUCACUGCUAGAUCUCCUAGGACAAGGACCGGCUUUGUGCCUGGAGAGCUGUAGCUGAAUUCUUCCCCAUUUCUCUUUACAAGCCACAGAUGAGUAGCCACUAAGGCCGGAUUCAGCAUGGAGAGCCCAAUGCCCCCGGACAGUCCGCUGCCCCCCGACUCCUCGCUGCCUUUCUAUGACCCGUCUCAUGCCCUGCACUUGCUGCGGGGGAUCAGUGAGCUGCGGGCUGAGCAGAAGUUCUUUGACAUGACGGUGAGUGCGGGCGGCCAGGACUUUCCGUGUCACCGUACUGUGCUGGCAGCUGCCUCACUCUACUUCCGUGCCAUGUUCGCUGGCCGCCUCCGGGAGAGCCAGGCCCGGCGGGUGGAGCUGCACCAGGUCACGGGGCCCACGCUGGGCUUGCUGCUCGACUUCUGCUACACGGGCCGAGUCACAGUCACACAGGACAACGUGGAGCUGCUGCUGCAGGCCGCUGACCUCUUCCAGUUCCCGUCUGUUAAGGAGGCAUGCUGCCAGUACCUGGAGCGCCAGCUGGAUGUCACCAACUGCCUGGAGAUCCAGGAGUUUGCCGAGGCCUACUCGUGUCGGGGCCUGGCCGAGAGCACCAAACGCUUCAUUCUGGCCCACAUGGUGGCACUAGCUCAAGCCCGUGAGCUGGAGCGCCUUCCCUGGAGUCGGGUGCUGGAGUAUGUGCGCGAUGACCGGCUGUGCGUCGACAAGGAGGAGACUGCCUACCAGCUGGUGCUGAGCUGGGUCCAGGCCGACCUGCCGCACCGCCAGCACCGCCUGCCUGAGCUCUUCCAGCAUGUCCGGCUGCCCUUCAUCCGCCGAUACUACCUGCUGGCCCAGGUGGAGAGUGACCCACUGGUGUACCGGAGCCCGGCCUGCCUACAGCUCAUCGGAGAGGCCCGGGCCUUCCAGUCCUGCGAGUACGACCGUCACGACAGGCCCUGCGAACGCAUGAGGCCCCGGCCCUCCACAGGCCUGGCCGAGAUCCUGGUGGUGAUUGGCGGCUGCGACCAGGACUGCGAUGAGCUGGUUACCGUGGACUGUUACAACCCCCAGACCGGGCAAUGGAGGUACCUGGCUGAAUUCCCCGAGCACCUGGGAGGUGGGUACAGCAUGGCAGCCCUGGGCAACGACAUCUAUGUGACAGGAGGUUCUGAUGGCUCUAGGCUGUAUGAUUGUGUUUGGAGGUACAAUUCCAGUGUGAAUGAAUGGACUGAGGUGUCUCCAAUGCUGAAACCACGGGAAUACCACAGCUCCACUGUGCUAAAAGGCCUGCUGUAUGUUAUUGCUUCGGACAGCACAGAACGAUAUGACCAUAGCAUAGACUCAUGGGAAUCUCUGCGGCCCAUGCUGUACCCAAUGGACAACUGCUCGACCACUUCCUGCAGGGAGAAGCUAUAUGCUAUUGGCUCCUUAGAAGGCAAAGAAAACAUGGUUAUGCAGUGCUAUGAUCCUGAAACUGAUCUAUGGUCCCUCGUCAACUGUGGGCAACUUCCACCUUGGUCAUUCGCACCCAAAACUGUGACACUUAACGGCCUUAUUUAUUUUGUCAGAGAUGAUUCAGCAGAGGUGGAUGUGUAUAGUCCAUUGAAGAACGAGUGGGACAAGAUUCCUCCAAUGAAACAGGUUCAUGUCGGAGGCAGUUUGGCAGCCAUGGAUGGAAAACUUUAUGUAUCAGGCGGUUACGACAACACAUUUGAACUCUCCGACGUGGUGGAAGCAUUUGACCCCGAAACAAGAACAUGGAGCAUUGUGGGCCACCUCCCUCAGCCUACAUUCUGGCACGGCAGCGUUAGCAUAUUCCGGCAAUUCAUGCCUCACACACAGUACAGUUUUGAUGGAGUCACGUUGGACAAUGCCCACCACGAACGACACACAAUCAACCUCAACAGACGACGACAGAACUUGCACAAUCACAACCUGAACGAAUUACACCGGUGAUAGGAAGUCUAAUUAAUGACAAGAGUGUGAGAAGACAUUGCUGCUUAGUAUGAAUAAACUGGUUGGUAUGUGGAAACAGCAGGGAUUAUAAAGCCCUCAUUGUUUAUAAAAUGGCUAGGACCCGUGUUCCUAUUUUAAUGCAAUGUGUACAUCAUACAUAUUUUUCUUCCACAUACCUUAACCAAAAUCUAUGUAGUUGUAUGUUUGUACAGGACUGAUGCUGUUUCUUAAGAGAGAAAUUUUACAGGGCCGUAAGAAAAUAUAUAUAUAUAUUUUUUUUUUUUUCUAGUGAACAUAAAAUAUUUAAAAUGCACUUGAUCACGACUUUCCUCACUGUUCUUUAGUUCAGAUUGAUUUUCAUGCAUGCAUUAGAGAUUGUUACUGUAACCAUGGUGCCUGAUUAUAUACAUUCUGCAUGUUCUGGUAAAUAAUAUGAUUUUAUACACAGUUAUAGUACGGUAUGUAGGAGUUUCUUGAUGUCUUUAAACAUGCUCU
This is a messenger RNA of Pelobates fuscus (common spadefoot toad), 2483 nucleotides long. RefSeq names its product kelch like family member 21 (gene KLHL21). NCBI's taxonomy places the organism in Eukaryota, Metazoa, Chordata, Amphibia, Anura, Pelobatidae. Gene Ontology annotation, molecular function: protein binding. The transcript is spliced from 5 exons. The record is from RefSeq and is a predicted model, not a curated record. Gene Ontology annotation, biological process: protein ubiquitination. The coding region runs from base 156 to 1988 and encodes 610 amino acids.